GUUGAAUACACUUAUUAAAUGAUUUAUAUUAUUCAGUGAAUGUUAUGAAAACAUUGCCAUUAUACAUUAAUUUCUAACAAUUUCAACAGUGACUUUCGUUUCAUUCAUAUCUAGUAAUUUCGAACAUUAUUAUCUUACUUGUAAACAAAGUUAACAACUCGUUUUGUAUCAGCCAUAUAUCACAUUGAUUGUAUACAAACAUUUUUUUUCUCGUAUAUACAAGAGUGUGUUAGUGUAUCCACUUUGUCCUUUAACAUCUAGAGAAAAAAAACUAGAUAAAAAUGACAUUGUUUCAUACAUUGUCAAAUUUCAGGUAUUGAGUUUACCUGAUUUGGUGCAACAUUGAAUUUAGCGAAAAUUUCAACUUUCAAAGCAUUAUGUACAUUUGUUCGAAUACUUUUAUUUCCAGAAAAAUUUCCUAAAAGUCUUGAAUCACAUUUAUGUUUAACUAAUGGCAAAAUGACUGAUAUCAAGCAGACAGAUGAACUGAUCCAUGAACAUUUCAAAGAAACUACAACACAUACAACAACUUUUGAAGGUGAUCAAAUAGAUUCAGUGGAAGAUUAUAUUGUUGAUAAUACAGAAAUGGAAGAUACUCAACAAUCGUCACCGUUAAUUAAUCAUAAUAUAGAUGAAGAUGCACAAAUUGUUGAAGAUGAUGUAGACGAACUGGAAGACUAUGAACAACAUGAUUAUGCUUUUCAAUCAAGUGGUAGUAUAAAAAAUGAUAAAGAAGUUUUUCAAGAGAAAAUGAAAGAUAUUCUACAAGAAAUGAAAAUGAAAGAGAUUAUUCGUGAUAAAACUAGUGGAAAUACUAUGAAACAAUCGAAUGCAAAUACAAUGAAUAAUCGACCAGUAACACCGGAAUCUAUAGAUCAAACAUUAUUUGAUCAUUCAAGUGAUCAUAGUUCUGUGAAAGAUGAAGAAUUAGCUGAAGAAGAACUACAAGUGAAAGAAGAAAUUAAUGAAGCGCAUAAUUUAGAUAUGAGAUUAAAUGAUCGAGAAAGUUCAGUUCAAUAUGAAUUUGAACCAGAACUGGAAAAUGACAAUAAAUCUAUUGAAACAAAAACAGAAAUGAAAAAUGAACAAUUUCAAUAUGAAGAAGUAUUACCGGAAAAUAUCACUAGUAGAUUGGAAAAUUCCAAUUCACAAAGUCGUCUUAUUUACAAUGAAGUUCCAGCUAUGAAUUCUCAAGCUAAUGAUAUAGUGAAUUUUGUUCAAGAACAAGUAGAAACAUUGAAAUUAACUGAUGAAUCACAGAACAAUGUUCAAUAUUCACAACAAACUAAACAUAGUCCUGUACCAGCUUUUUAUAAUAAAACAUUAUUAAAUGAUACAGGCAGAACAUUACCAGUUUCAUCGACAUCUCCAACACUUACAAUUAUACAAAAAAAUUCAUCGAAUUCUAGAUCUCGUCCUAUUAGACCAAUAUACCAAAGUUCAGUAACUUUAUCUAAUCAUAAUCAAACAACUUCUCAUUCGAAUUUGAAUUCAACAAUGCAUUAUCCUGUCCGUAGAGCAUAUUCACCAAGAGAAGAACCUAUGAGUCCGACAAGAAAUACAAUUCAUAUUGGAUCACAAGUGAUAUCUGAACAAAGUGGACCGUCAUUUACAAUAUUUCUACGACGUCCAAACAGUGAACGUCAUUGGGGAUUUUCAUUUUAUGGUGGAGCAGAAUAUGGAUGUCCACCAUUUGUGAACAAAGUGACAUCAAAUGGACUAGCCAAUCAAGCAGGCUUAGAGGUUGGUGACGUUAUAGUAAGCAUUUGUAAUUCUUUAACAGUUGGCAAAACGUAUGAACAAGUCAAGGCGGAGAUAUUACGGGCUGGUAAUGAAUUAGACCUUAUAUUAAUCAGACGCGGUGUAGACUUAAAUAAAGUUGCACAGAUUGCUCCACAUAUAAUGACUACAUCCUCGUUUGUUCAUCAAUCAUCAAUUGAUUCGGAUAAUAGUAGUCAGAGAAAGUUAUCAACAAGAUCAUUAACACGAGGUCGAUCAUUCCGCCCAAUUCAAACAAAAUCUUUUCGUAUUUUAGAACAACAGCUUAGUAUUAGUGAAAGCACUGGAAAUCCAAUUGUUAAACCGAAACAAAUCACUCAUGAACCACGUAUUAUAAACUCGCCUAGCUAUAGUACUACAUUUACUAAACCUUAUGGACAAAACAUGAACAAUCAAGGAUUUAUUACUGAUAUUCAAAUUAAACCAACACAAAUGCAUCAUGUAACAACGUCAACAACAAUUAUACACCCUAAAUCUAAUCAGAAUAAUAAUAAUAAUAAUAAUAAUAAUAAUAUUCAAACUCAAUUCAAUUCCUAUGACUAUGGUCGUGCAGUAAGUCAUGUUUCUCCAAAUCAAUGGGUAACUACUCAACCUAUUCAAAUAUCAGGUGUAAUGAAUACUAAUAAUACAAACAAUAUUGGUCGUCAAUCAUACCAACGCAGUGAAAAUGUCGCCUGGAUUAAAGUGUCUCCAUCUCAUCAAUGUUCACAAAAUGAUUUGUACAAUCAAAGUAAUUAUUAUAUAACGAACAGUUACACUGAACACAGAGAUUCAUCAAGUACUAGAUCUGUUCCAAUCUAUCCUAUGUCAUAUUCACCCUAUAGACAACAACUUUAAAAUCUCAUAGCAUUUAUAUUUUAAAAUUUUACUGAAUAAACAAUUCUUUUCAUAGAUUUUUCCUACAUAACAUACAUAUAUAUAUAUAUACAGAUGCAUAAAAUCAUUUUAUAUCAUAAGAUUUAUUCAUCCAUUUCACCAGUUUGUUUUACUACAUUAUAAUUGAUUAAUUUAUGUUUGUGUGUGUGUGUGUGUGAGUUUUACGACCAAUCAAAUCUUCACUUAUCCAUUUUAGUAUUCCUCCGCCACCAACGCCGCUUCAUGCCACUUUCCCUUAUUCGUUUAUUUGAUUUUCUAGUUCACUUGAAAAAUUUUUCUAGUAUUCUUCAUUGUAACCAAAUCAAACGAAAGUGAACUGUUGAAUUGAUUGCAAAAUCUGUCAUUUUCUCCUGUCUAAUUUUUUUUUUUUAAUUUUCUUAUCCUACUUUUCAUUAAUUCAUUCACCAAGAUUUGAUAUUAUUCUUUUUAUAUUUAGUGUAGAGUAAAGUGAAAGGUUAACCAAUGUUACUCUGUACUGAAUUAUCAUCAUGUACUUUGUACUUUGGGAACUUUGAAUGAAUGUACCUAUCAUGUUACUAUAUAUAUAUAUAUAUAUAUAUAUAUAUAUAUAUAUAUAUAUAUAUAUCCUUUCAUAAUUAAUUUGACUGGUAUUGCAUAUUUUUAUUUUCAGUAAAUUUCUCCCAAACUGGAUAUAGUUUGUUAACAUUUCCUUCGUAUUCAGUUAUAUAGUAGUGAUAACUAUAUACUUAUAUUUCAUGAGAAUAAUUUUUGUUGUAAACUACAAAUAAAUGAAGGAAUAAGUAGUUGUCCUAUCUGUUAUCCAAUUUUCUGCGACAUUCAGUUAAUCGUAAAUAUAAUAUAACUUUACCCACA
This is a messenger RNA of Schistosoma turkestanicum, 3489 nucleotides long. NCBI's taxonomy places the organism in Eukaryota, Metazoa, Platyhelminthes, Trematoda, Strigeidida, Schistosomatidae. The record is from the annotation of a GenBank genome assembly.